GGCGCUCUGAUUGGCGGGCUCCGGCCAGCGCAGGCGAGCGGGCCGCGGGAUGGAGUCGCCUGAGGGAAACGGGUCCGGAGGGGACUUCGCCGUGCCCAGCUCGCCCCGGGGCUCCCCGGCCGUGCCCGGGCCCACGCGCCUCCGCGCCUUCCUCUGGUGCCGGGAGUUCCUGGCCGGCGCUUGGCGCUGCCUGGCGGCGCCCGAAGACCUCGGCAUCGUCCCCGUCAGUGGGGGGCUGAGCAACCUCCUCUACAAGUGCACCCUCCCGGAUCACAUUGUGACUGCGGAAGAUGAGCCACGUCAGGUUCUGCUGCGUAUCUACGGAGUCAUCCUCCAGGGAGUCGACUCGCUGGUUCUCGAGAGUGUCAUGUUUGCCAUCCUGGCCGAGCGGAUGCUGGGACCGCGACUCUACGGCAUCUUCCCCCAGGGGCGCCUGGAGGAAUAUAUCCCGAGCCGCCGCCUGACCACGGAGGACUUGCCCGACCCCAGCAUCUCGGGGGAGAUCGCCACGAAGAUGGCUCGCUUCCACGAGAUGGUGAUGCCCUUCAAUAAGCAGCCCAAGUGGAUGUUCGGGACGAUGGAGAAGUACUUGAGGCAGAUCUCCGAUCUGACCUUCCCCCAGGAAGCCCAGCUGCAGAAGCUCAACAAGCUCAAGGCGUACAACUUGGAAGCGGAAAUGCGCAGCCUCAGGGAGCUGCUGGAGUCCACCCCGUCCCCCGUGGUCUUCUGCCACAACGACGUGCAAGAAGGGAACAUCCUGCUCCUGGCUGGGCGUGAGUCAGCCGCCUCAGAUCGCCUCAUGCUGAUCGACUUCGAGUACAGCAGCUACAACUACAGGGGCUUCGAUAUCGCCAAUCACUUCUGCGAAUGGGUGUACAACUACGCCCACGACCAGUGGCCUUUCUACAAAGCCAGCCCAGAAAACUACCCCAGCCGCCAGCAACAGCUGCAUUUUAUCCGCUGCUACCUGGAGGAGGCAGCUGGGAAGAAAGCGCGCCCGUCCCCGGAAGAGCAGGAGCGCCUGGAGGAGGAGAUGCUUCUGGAGAUCAGCCGAUUUGCGAUGGCCUCCCACUUCUUCUGGGGCUUGUGGUCCAUCUUGCAGGCCAAGAUCUCCACCAUCGAGUUUGGCUACCUGGAAUAUGCCCAGUGCCGCUUCGAAGCCUACUUCCAGCAGAAAUCUCUCUGCGAGUGACCCUCGCCUGUCCUGCCUCCGCGCCCAGGCUUCAGCCUGGCUGGCGCUGUUGCGGGACCUGGACUGAACUCCUGGACCUCAAGAGGCACCGUUGCCAGUGGACCAAAGCUCUCUCCCCGGACGCAGGAGGAGGGUUGGCUGGCCAGCUCUCGUUCCGCAGCGGCAAAAACUCUGGCUUCCGGGCAAGGGGGUCACGGAGCCCCCGUGGGGUGGCAGCACACCUGGAGGAUGCCAGGCAGCUAAAUGUUGCAGGCAUGGCUUCCGGCAGGCGGUCCCUCUGUGAUGGAGGUUCCUUGGGCACGGGGAAGGUGGGAAGAGGAGAUCUCUGCCCUUUGGGACAGGGAGGGGAUGUGCGAGCCCCCCCACCCCCCAGGGUCCUCGCCUGCUUCCAUUCCGCCUUCUGUUGCCCUCGGCCCUCCAUGCCCUCUGCUGCCUCCACCACUGUGCCUUCCCUUGGCCUUGCUCAGCCCUCUCCCCCAGAGAUUUCUCUCCUGCCCCAAAUCUAUGCACAAGCUCACCCCUCUCCUUCCCUUCGUAGCCCAUCCCUUCCAGAUCUUAGACUCCUCACAGGUCCUUCUGGUCUGCCUCAGUGCCAGCCACAGAUGGCAUGGUGGGGGGGCUGGUGCCUUUGGGGACCGAGACUGCACAGUGCAAGGCCAAGGACUAGUGAGCCCCCACACACACCCCGGUGAGCCUUGGGGCAGAGGUAGAGGGUCUCUAGGCCUUACUUGCUGCUGCAGGGACGCCCAGCUCUGGCCGCCGUCUCCCAUUACUGGAUUGGUUCCCUUGUGCAGUUUCCCAAGGAGACGCUUUGGCCAGGACUGGGGAGGCAGUGGGAGGGCUUCGGAGGCAGGACCAGAGGGCAAAGGUCGCCCCAGAGGAUCCUCGGCUGGGGGGGCAGGGUUUGCUCUGGAGGUCUUCCCUCCCCAGAUGUAAUCCCAGCCCACUUCGCCGGAGCCUCUCCGGAACGACAGGCAGUUGAGGCCAGGACUUGGGGGGCGGCUCCUGCCCCUUGCCCAGGGGCACCACAAGCUUUUGGACCUGCUGGAGGGCCAGAUUUUGCAGGGGGGGGGGCUUCCACCUUGUUUCUUCCUUUCCCCGGGAAUGGGUUUGCUUGAUGGGGGCGGUGGGAGAUAAAUGACACCUUUUGGUCUUUGUUAACUUCGUUGUAUCUGCAUUUCUAUGAAUGUCCAGCAGAGAGAGCCAGGGAUGCGGUGGGCUCUCUAGCCCAAGCUAGCCUUUGGCAGGCAGCCUGCCCUCUCUCUCUGUUCUCAGGGCCGCUCUUCUCUUCCGGCAUCGCUGACGAUAACCAUGGAAUGUAAUCUCUGCAAUUGCCAAUAAAAGCCUGGCACUCCACCCACUA
Messenger RNA from Podarcis muralis (Common wall lizard), 2555 nucleotides. RefSeq names its product choline kinase beta (gene CHKB). Gene Ontology annotation, molecular function: ethanolamine kinase activity; choline kinase activity. Gene Ontology annotation, cellular component: cytoplasm. NCBI's taxonomy places the organism in Eukaryota, Metazoa, Chordata, Lepidosauria, Squamata, Lacertidae. Gene Ontology annotation, biological process: CDP-choline pathway; phosphatidylethanolamine biosynthetic process. The record is from RefSeq and is a predicted model, not a curated record.